AUUAUAGUGGAAUCAAGCAGGAAUUUGAUGCCCAUGUUUUGAUAGAUCGAAAACGACAUGAAAUGAUGAUGAAAUACGUUUAGCAGGAGCCUCCAAAAUUAAGCUCGCCUUGAACUGAGGAGUGUUUGGGACAACCGCAAAAAUAUAGCAGUGUCCCCUCCAACACCAUUAUCGCCCCUUCCAACUUUGAGUUACCACCUCUACAUUAUGCAGAUGCUUCCCCCAGCAUGAGAGAAGACAAAUAAAUUCCGUGGUCAAGGCACCGGAUACCGCGUAUCGCGAGCAAUUCGACUGUAGCGUGGAAUUUGGUAACAGCGGAUCGUUAAAAAGUGCGUGCGCAAUAGAUAAACUUCAAUGUACAAUACAGUAAAUGAAUCGUUAUGUCUGUUACUCUAACUUUGAUAGGGUGCCUAGUUGUGAUCGUUUUGAUAAAAUUAUUCCCACGGUAUCGCGAGUUUAGAAAAUAUGUAGAAAUAAUCGAUAGAAUUCCCGGACCUAAGAAAUACCCUGUGAUAGGAAAUGCAUUUGAGCCGUUAUACCAUGGCCGAGACGGUCGUUGGGCAUGGCUUUGUGGCCUUUGCGCUCAGUACCCAGAAGGCAUAUUUCGCAUUUGGCUUGGUCAUGUGUUACACGUCGAACUUUUAUCACCUGAGACCGUUGGCGUAAUAAUGUCGAGUAAGAGUGUCAUCGCUAAGGCUCGGAUUUACAAUUUCAUUCGUCCAUGGCUUGGAACAGGUCUACUGACAUCGUCAGGCGAAAAAUGGCAUCGGCAUAGAAAACUAAUCACGCCAACUUUCCAUUUCAAUAUACUGGAAAGUUUCGAAGCUGUGAUGUCUGAAAAUGCAGAAAUAUUGAAAAAAUGCAUAAAAUCAGAGUACGAGAAGGAUCCUAAGAAACCCAUCGACGUGUUCGUUUUAUUGAUGAGAUGUACAUUGGAUAUAAUUUGUGAAUCUUCGAUGGGGAUCAACAUCCACGCUCAAACGAACUACGAUUCGGAAUAUUCUAAAGCCUUGCACAAUAUCACCGUCCAAGCAAUUGAGAGGAUGUACCGACCGUGGCUGCAUCAUGACGGAUUUUAUCGUUGGACCUCACAUGGACGAAUAUUGGAACGUAACGUCGAAAUCGCUCACAGGUUUACGAAUCAGGUAAUCAAGGAAAGGAAAUUGGCUCGCACAAUGCAGAAACAAAGCCCCACAGAAGAUUUUACCGAAGACAAGCCAAAGCGACAGGCGUUUCUCGAUCAUUUAUUGGACGCCUGCGAACGCGACAACACACCGCUGACUGACGACGAGUUGAGAGAAGAAGUGGACACGUUUUUGUUCGCGGGCCACGACACAACAGCGGCAGCGAUGAGUUGGGCACUUUUUAGCCUCGGGAAUCAUCCGGAUAUUCAGGAUAAAAUACACCAGGAACAGUUGAAGGUAUUCGGGGAUUCGAGGGAACCUGCGACACUCCACCAAAUAUCCGAACUCAAGUAUCUCGAAAGGGUUAUCAAGGAAACGCUCAGACUAUAUCCCAGCGCACCUGCUGUGGCUCGGGUGGCAACGGAAGAUCUAGAAGUUGCUGGAUACAAAAUUCCUAAAGGUACAACCAUCGACCUCCAAAUACACCAUGUCCAGCGUCAUCCCAAACACUGGACAAAUCCAGACCAAUUUGAUCCAGACCGAUUUUUACCAGAGAAUUCUCAAGGGCGGCACCCGUACGCGUACGUACCUUUCAGCGCUGGACCAAGAAACUGCAUCGGACAGAAGUAUGCGAUGUUAGAACAGAAGAUCGUUUUAAACGCGCUUCUAAGAUCGUGGCGAGUGAAAAGCCUCGUUAAAUUUGGGGACGAAAAACUCCACCACGACAUGAUUCUCAGACCACAAAAUGGGAUCCAGUUAUAUUUCACUCCAAAAAAUAUUUAAUUCAUGUUCAAUUGUAUGCAAUAAGUUGCCACAGAAUAUCUUAAUCUGGUUUGGGGGUCAAGAUUCGAGUUCUACAAUCGAUCAAACGUUCGUAGAGUUGCAGAUAUACAGGGUGCCGCUUUUUAAUUGAACCAUUUCGAUCACUCGAAAGGAUGAGGUUGUACGAGAAGACUUUUGAUGUAACAGUUUUGGGGUUCAGAAAGGUAAAAACUUGACGCUGUUUAAAUUUCUUUUAAGUGACCUUGGAAAGGUAAAAUCAAGGUCAACAAGGUCGACUGAUAAUCAUUUUCGAACAAACAAAAAGUUAUAUAGUGGAGAGGAGUUUGCGUGCAUUGCAAUGUCAUUAAUUAUUCCCAAGCGAACAUGACAGGAAUGUAAUUUUCAAUCCCACGAUUGACUUAUAAUUGGUUCCUACGCAUACACGUUUAUUGAGUGUUUGAAAUGAAUCCAUAAUUAAUGUUUUUUUUUUUUCAUGUGACGUAAGUACAAAACUAUAAAUAUAACUUACAUAAAUUAUUAUAAAA
This is a messenger RNA of Athalia rosae (coleseed sawfly), 2431 nucleotides long. Its product is annotated as cytochrome P450 4C1-like. The record is from RefSeq and is a predicted model, not a curated record. Gene Ontology annotation, molecular function: iron ion binding; oxidoreductase activity, acting on paired donors, with incorporation or reduction of molecular oxygen; heme binding. The transcript is spliced from 10 exons. Lineage: Eukaryota; Metazoa; Arthropoda; Insecta; Hymenoptera; Athaliidae. The coding region runs from base 381 to 1907 and encodes 508 amino acids.